AUGGACUGGCUAGGUGGGAAGACUCGGAGAGACGGGAUAGCAGCCUAUGGCCGAGUACUAUUCCACCUCAUAACUCGUUGGGUUGUGAACCGUGGAAACGGCGAUCCAACGGGAUGUGACUGUCUGGGAGAUGGAACUCGGAUCGAGCCGGGGGUGUUACAGGCAGUGCUUGGCCAAAAUAUAGACAAGAAACUCAAUGUCAUCUACUAUGCAAGCAAGACUAUGGAUGAUGCUCAAUGCAAGUAUGCGACUACGGAGAAGGAGCUCCUCGCCAUCGUCUUUGCCUUUGAGAAGUUUCAAAGCUAUAUAGUUGGGUCUAAAGUGAUUGUGCACAUUGACCAUGCUGCCCUUAGGCAAAUCUUUGAUAAGAAAGAUACAAAGCCAAGACUUCUGAUCGCGGGAUCAGGUCUUCCCCUUUCCUAUCCCUGA
Messenger RNA from Microthlaspi erraticum, 429 nucleotides. NCBI's taxonomy places the organism in Eukaryota, Viridiplantae, Streptophyta, Magnoliopsida, Brassicales, Brassicaceae. The record is from the annotation of a GenBank genome assembly.